Emericellopsis atlantica is the source of this 1716-nucleotide messenger RNA. RefSeq names its product putative cell cycle inhibitor Nif1. The transcript has 5 exons. The record is from RefSeq and is a predicted model, not a curated record. Lineage: Eukaryota; Fungi; Ascomycota; Sordariomycetes; Hypocreales; Bionectriaceae. The coding region runs from base 445 to 1593 and encodes 382 amino acids. Gene Ontology annotation, molecular function: protein binding.
UGCUAUAUUUGGGUCCAGGGUUGAAGACCCCCUCCUUCCAAGUUCCAACCUCAUCAGUCCCCUCACAAGAUCGCCCAUGGACGACCUGGACUCAGCUCUGGUCGAAUGAUGGCCCGACGGACAUGGAAUUGGCGAUACUGACACUACGUAGCAACAAUUCGACUGGCGGCGCCGCUAGCCGCGCAGGACUGUGGAUGAAACGCACGGGCACGACCACUGGCGCAAGAAACGGACUGGACGCUGAGGUGCUGCGCCUGGUUGAUCAGCCUCGCCCCUCCAGUCACUGGGCCGCUACGUUGCAACGUCUUUGUCCCUGGCAUUUGAUGGAGUAGUCACAUAUCAAUCUUCACUUGCCGGUACGUUUAUACAAUCGUCGGCUCCAUCAUACAACUUCGCUCCACCCCGUAGCGUGCGACUCUCCAUAGGGCUGCGCACAUCGCCAAGAUGGGUCUCCGCGACAUGCUCAAGAAAAAGGACGACAUCAACGCCCGCGACGAGCACCAGCAGCAGUACCAGAAUGCCAACAUCCCCGAGCUCGUGCUAAUGCGCACCGACACCGUCCCCCAAGAUGUGAUCGAACCUUCAGCUGCCAAUGACAACCAGACACACCUCGCUGCCAAAGGACCCAACAUAGCCCGUAGGAGUCUCGACGUCUUUCGGCCGCGCAGUCGCUCGCGCAGUGCGUCCGCCUCGUCACAAGUUAGCAACAGUGAGAAACACGCCCACAGAGACUCGGCAGGCCGCCGACUGUCGCAACGACUGCAUCUCGGCGGCCGCGAGCAUGAUACGUCGGACAGUGUGCCGGAGGACCUGCCGGAGAUACGCACCCCCGUGGGCGACGUUGAUGACAUGGAGUGGGAGAGACGCGCGACGAUGCUAGCAGGACAGAACGAGCUGGCUCGGAGUGGGCCCCAGACACCUAGUGAUAGUGGGAGGACCAGACGCAAGAGCAGUGUGACCCCUGGGCGGUUGGACGAGCUACAAGCGCAACAGCAGCGGUCGAGUCCUCGGAGUCGACCUCAGACUUCUCAGGAAAUUGACGCGGACAUACAAGAGGCCAUCAGAUUGCAUGAGGCUGGCGAUCUAACACAGUCAACGAGGAUGUUUGAGCGACUGGCCGAUCCCAACGGGGCAAACAAUCCGCUCAGCCAGGUGCUGUACGGACUUGCAUUGAGGCAUGGCUGGGGCUGUGCGCCAGACCCGGCGGGUGCAGUGCGUCAUCUGACGGCGGCCGCGUCCAACGCCGCGUCUAUCGAGCAACUUGCUUUGCAGGCAGGCAUGACGAAGGGUGGUGCCGCCAAGGGCGAGUUGGUGCUCGCCAUCUUCGAGCUGGCAAACUGCUUCCGCCACGGCUGGGGCAUCGAGAAGGACGCCGUUGCCGCGCAGCGGUACUACGAAACUGCAGCCAAUCUAGGAGAUACAGACGCCAUGAACGAAAUUGCUUGGUGCUAUCUUGAAGGGUAUGGCUGCAAAAAGGACAAGUUCAAGGCCGCGCAAUAUUACAGGCUCGCGGAGAAUGCAGGCAGCAAGACCCUGGGCAACUCAUGGAUCUGGAAGGAUAAGUACAACCCUGAGAACGCGCCUAAGAAGUAAAAGUCCAGCCUCUCACCGAGACUAUACUGAGACCCCCUUUUUUCGCAAGCACUGCUCCGCGGGGGUCAAUAAAUACCAGUUUGAUUGAGCUACUACUUUACCAACAUUCAAUGAUCACGAUGG